Etheostoma cragini (Arkansas darter) is the source of this 870-nucleotide messenger RNA. RefSeq names its product cytochrome b561 domain-containing protein 1 (gene cyb561d1). The record is from RefSeq and is a predicted model, not a curated record. Gene Ontology annotation, molecular function: transmembrane monodehydroascorbate reductase activity. The transcript has 3 exons. NCBI's taxonomy places the organism in Eukaryota, Metazoa, Chordata, Actinopteri, Perciformes, Percidae. The coding region runs from base 122 to 823 and encodes 233 amino acids.
CUGAAUGAUCAUGGAGCUCGUGCAGUGUUCCGACAGCAGACGCGCCACCCCGUCUCUCCGCUUCAGCGCACCGUCUACAGCCGCCGGAGCGGGCAGGUAGCCGGGCAGGGGAUCCAUUGGCAUGCCGUCUGAUGUGGAAUACAGCCCGGUGGGAGAGGGGCUGGGGAUGCGGGACUACUGGCUCUAUGUGUGGCUCCGGAGGGCGGCGGUGAUAGCUGCUCAUGUCACCGGCCUGGGCCUGACCCUCAUCAUCACCCUGCUGUCCAGACCCGGAACCAGUCUGUUUUCUUGGCAUCCAGUGUGUAUGUCAGUUGCAUACUGCCUCUGUAUGACAGAAGGAAUCCUCCUCUUCUCAGCUGAAGGAUCGCCCUUUUGCUUCAAGUCCCGGAAGGGUAAAGUGCGCCUGCACUGGUUCUGUCAGGCUCUGGUCCUGAUAGCGGCGGCCGCCGGCCUGGGCUUCAUGGUGGCCAGCAAGAACGUGUCGGAGCUCCCCCACCUGCUCAGCUGGCACAGCGUGCUGGGCGUGUGCACCCUGGGCGCCACCGCGCUGCAGGCGGCGUGCGGCCUCUGCGUGAUCUUCCCUCAGCUGCUGCGGCUGUCCUCCACCCCGCUCAGGCUGAAGCUGUACCACGCCACCUGUGGCCUGGUGGUCUACCUGCUGGCCACGGUGACCGUGGUGUCGGCCAUGUUCUCGGACUGGUUCCAGGCCACGGUGAAAGGGACAGCGUGGUGGGCCUUCCUCCUGCUGCCCCUGUUCCCCGCCCUGGUGGUGAUGAACCAGAUUACUAACUCCUACCUGCCCCGCAAGAAGAUCACCAGAUAGUAGGCACAUGGCACGUAGUUUAUAUCCACGACUUCCACUUCUGUCAG